AUGUCCAACAACAUGGCAAAGAUUGCAGAUGCCCGGAAGACAGUGGAACAAUUGAAACUGGAAGUGAACAUAGAAAGAAUGAUGGUGGGUCAGCAUUUUGUUAAAACAAAUGAAAAAACAUUUGAAAUGUAACCCUCUAUCUUUUUAAUGUCUGACAGAAAUAUGCACGGUCAUGACCUUUCUGUUCAGGUAUCUAAAGCAGCAGCUGAUCUGAUGGCUUACUGUGAAACUCACGCCAAAGAGGACCCACUGGUGACACCUGUACCAUCGUCUGAGAACCCGUUUCGCGAAAAGAAACUAUUCUGUGAAAUACUUUAAGUUUUAAAAGCACAAAACUAAUGUCUGUGAUUUAGUAUUCUUAGUUAUUUAUAAUGUGUGGAUUAAAUUUCAGCUUAAAUAACAACAAUAAGAAACCUUUUUGUACAUCUGACUUACUUUUCCUGAGGACUUAUUAUCCUGUGAACAUGACAGUGACAGCAAUAAAAUGUGUUGAUAAUGGGUGCAAAGUUCAUUUAAACAGACCAGCAGGGUUGCCUGACAAUGUGCACAUAGUUUGAAUCUGGGCUUACACAUUAACUCAGUUUUCUCCCAUUGAUGUCCUUGUAAGGAAUUUCCAGAUGAUUUUUUUUUCACUGUUGGAUAUACUAUGAAAAUUUUGGACCCACAUUUCUUUUUUAGCAUUAAAAAUAUUCUACAGUUACACAUGUGUGUGUUUUUUUCCUCUUAUCGAUUAAUAUGUGACUGAACAACAUGAUCUUAUAUCAGGUUUUGUUUUCCUGCCUGAAUGUGGCAGCCUUUCCCCUGGAGGGUGUCCCUUGGACACACAGGUAGUGGUAAUGAUGGGCGGGGCUGAGCGAUGAUGUCAGAACAAGGCAGAGGUGGAGGUAGCAGGUGUGCACAGUUUACUCAGUCAAGCUUGCCCUCAUUCUGACAGCUACUAAGAUUGGAUAAUUUCCUAAAAUCCCUUGGGCAUUUGAGAGUUUUCUCUACACAGUAAGGUAGGUACAUACUGUUUGCCAUCUAAUAUAACUGCUAAAAGAACAGCUUUAUUAAAGUGAGUAUCUGCCUUUUCCUGCAGUAAGUAGAAACUAUAAGGAAAUUAGAUGUGUAAAGGGAGCUGAUGUUCAAACUAAUGGAUGCAAACAAUUCACCAGGCUGAUUGAACUUCUUAAAGUUGUAUUUAUUUAUUUAAGUGUAAAUUCUUGUGUAAAAGUGUCAGACUAAUUGUCAAAAGAGGGAAUGUGAAAUCCUGCUGUGUAGCCACAUCAUGCCAAACAGGGCGAGUCAAGAAAAACUUGUCUGACUGAAAGUGUUGAUUGUAAAAACAGCAGUCAUGCACAAUCCCGUGGCAGUAACUACAAUAAAAGAAAGCUGAAACUGGUCAGCUUAAAAAUCUGUGAAAAAUCUGUAACACCAGCCGUGCUACAAGUGUGUUUAUUCUUGAGUUCACAUGUAAUCUCACUGCAUUGUUGUGUUGCUUUGCUGUGACAUUAAAUGAGGGAAACCGGUGUACCUUUGAUAAACCCUGAGUCUUAAAUUUAGGAGGCCAGCGUGUUCAUUGACUUAGCUUCAUAGUGUGAUUUGAAUUUUCAACUUUGCAAGACAAAUCAGCAGCUCUUGUCUAGACCAGAACGCCUUCUCUUCUUUGUAGUCCUGAUCAGAUAAAAUACGGCAUAUUGUGAUGGGUAGUUAAUGUCUCAAAGUUUCCUGUAUGCGUGGAUCUUCUAAACUGUAUUUCAGAGCCAAGUUUUAAAAAUAUAACAUAAAUUUACUAAUAUUAGAACACACUGAUUUGAAACUAAGUCAAUCUCACUCUCUUUAUAGAAGUGGCAUUUAUAUCUGACAAUAUUUUUACCCUUUAAGUUGAUAAAAUCUAAUUAAUGAAUUAAUUAGGUCACUGAGUUAUGGCAUUAACUCUGCCAUAACCUGUUUUUCUUGUUGCAGUGUUUUUCAGGUACUUAGGUGCCAGCUGCCUUUUAGUUCCUUGAUCUGAAUUUUAUUGCCUGUAAUACUUUUAAGGCUGUGACACUAAAUUAAAACAACAAGUGUGAACUUUGACCACAAAGUUAGGUACUAUUUUACUCAAAGAUAGAAGAGUAAAGGGCCUCAUGUUUUGCUUAUGUUUUCAGGCCCAAGGAUGGCCAACUUUGGAGGACAUGCCAUUCCUGGCUCUUUUUUCCUGCUCCUUGGAUUCUGGCUUACGGUGAAAUACGUCCUCCAACACUACUGGAGGACAAAUCAGCCCAAAGGAAGACAAAUUACUCCACCUUUCUUCAAAAAGAUGGAGUACUUUGAGGGAGGAUUUCAGAUCUUUGCAGCAUUCGUAGGUCAGUUUUCAACACAAACAUCUGCACAAUUACACUUGAAAAAAAGCUACGUACCAAAAUUGUCUGAUGUCGUCCUGUCUUAGGAAUCAUGGUUGAACAGUUUGUGGUAGACGGACCACACGCUCACCUUUUCAACAAAGAUGGCAACCCAUGGGUGAAGCUGAUGAACUGGCAGCACAGCACAAUGUAUCUGUUCUUUGGAAUCGCUGGAAUCGCAUUGGUGGCCAGUAAUGUGUCCAAGCUGGUGCCAGCUGGUGUUGACCGCCUAACCAUUUCACUGGCUCUGUUUGUUGAGGGUAAAUAUUAAAGAUAAUUGAUUUCCAAGACAUUCAGACUCAAAAUUUGAACCCUAAUGUUAAGUGUUGGUCCCCUCCAGGGUUUCUAUUCUACUUCCACGUACACAAUCGCCCACAUCUAGAUGCCCACAUUCACUCCCUGCUGCUGGCAGCUGUGUUCUGUGGAUCAGCAAGCGCCAUGCUGGAGGUGUUCAUAAGAGACAAUAUCAUUCUGGAGAUGCUCAGAGGAGGCCUGUUCAUUCUGCAGGGGUCAUGGUUCUACCAGGUGAUUUACAAAAAUGACUUAAGAAAUCAGCUCAAUCGUCACCCAAUCAUAGAAACUAGGGGGUAGUUCAUUAUGACCGUCUUCUUUUAGGUCUGUGUCUAUUUAACAGAAUAUUUUGCUUGAGAUCACAAGCUGGGGGGCUAAUCUAUCUUGGUGUCCAUCAUUUCAGAUUGGAUUUGUACUUUACCCUCCAAGUGGAAAACAGUGGGACCUGGAGGAACACAGCAAUGUCAUGUUUGUGACCAUGUGCUUCUGCUGGCAUAUAGCUGUGGCUCUGCUUUUAGUGACCUGCACCUUCUCUCUAGUUUGGUUGUAAGUAUUUCAUCCUUUGCUUGAAUGUUUUUACGGGAACUUGGACCGCUCAAGGAAGUUUUCAAGCUUUAAGGACAGGUUCAACCACUGCUGGUAUGCGGCAAAAAUCUGUGUGUCCGUCUUACAUUGGUGUUGGGGUAGCUCAGGAUCUGUUGCAUAGAUCAGAAGAAAAUAACGGGUCCUCGCGAAUUAUGUUCUAUAUUAGCACUCUUUAUGGUAACUAAGAUUGUAAUUCAUAAUAAUCUAUUUCUUCAUUCAGUGUUUUUGUACAGGAACAAUUAUAGAGCAUGCAGACCAAUGCUGUACACCAAAGCAGUUAAAGUCUGUGCUAAUUCUCUUUGCUUGUUCGUGGAUGGGGCUUGAAAAUACAUGAAAAUCAUAGGGACUUUAUUUUAAAAUGUACAACAAUUUGCAUGUCAAGUGAACCAAACCUAGGAAUGAGAUACUUAUAAUUACAAACUGCUCUGGAACAUUAGUGUUAAUCAAAUUUGAGGUCUCAGUCUUUGUAAUUUCCAACUCUUAAAUACUCCAGAGACAGUGCCAGCAGAAAUAUGAUCUUUUCUUUACCUUCAUGUUGGUCAUGAUUCCUGAAAGCUGGUUUCUCUUUCUGUUGUAACAGCACGGUGAAGCGAUUCUCAGCAAGAGGACGAGAUAUUGAGAUUGGAAUGCGAAACACCUCCUCCAAGUCAAAUUCCCAGAAAGCUUUGCUUGAAGAGUCGGAUGAAGAGUGA
Molecule: messenger RNA, 3931 nt
Organism: Xyrichtys novacula (pearly razorfish)
Lineage: Eukaryota; Metazoa; Chordata; Actinopteri; Labriformes; Labridae
Source: the annotation of a GenBank genome assembly